AUCUCCUGUUGUUACUGGAGACAGGCCACCUCCUAUUAAUGACUUCACUCUAACACCAGUUACUAAUAACACUGCAGAAAUGUUCGGAGGUGCUACUGAUAAUGGAUGGAGUAAUAAACUGUAUAUGAUAAGUUUCACUAAGACAUCAGUGGAUAUAUUAGAAGUACCUAAUCCUAGAGGAUCAGUACAAUGGCCUAAGGGAAGAGGUGCUCAUUCCAGUGUACUUAUUACCACUAGUUCAGGACCACACUUACUAGUGUUGGGUGGAUUUUUUGCCUUUGAUGUAUGGUUACUGGACAUUAUCAAAAGAAAAUGGAAAGAACUGAUUAAUCUACCAGUCAAUGUCAUUAACAGAAACAGGCAUUCUCUCUCAGUGUGGAGUGUGACCCCAACUACUAACUGGAUAAUUGAGUUUGGAGGAGGUACAUCAUACACUGAUACAGCAAGGUCACACAUGCAAUGA
Messenger RNA from Amphimedon queenslandica, 463 nucleotides. RefSeq lists its product as uncharacterized. NCBI's taxonomy places the organism in Eukaryota, Metazoa, Porifera, Demospongiae, Haplosclerida, Niphatidae. The transcript has 4 exons. The coding region runs from base 80 to 463 and encodes 127 amino acids. The record is from RefSeq and is a predicted model, not a curated record. Gene Ontology annotation, molecular function: protein binding.